AUGCGUGCAGCUGAUGAGCCAGACGAGAUUUCCAAAGAAGCGCUCGACGCGCUGCUGCUUUACCUUGAGCUGUACAUGAAGUACAAGGCUCAGAUAGCGAGGAUCGAGGAGAUGUGCAGCAAGAAUCUCGCAGCCAGCGAAGAGGCGUGGAAGAGGAAGAUGAAGCAGACCCCGUUACCUCCUCCGUCAGGAAAUAGUGACAGAGACAGACUUUCCGAGGCAUUACGUCGUCUGAAUGAGCCGCAGGGCGCUGUGGCGACGACGACGGCGACGGCGACGACGAAAGCGACGAGUAUGCAGUCACCUCCAGCUCCACUUCUGACGGAUAGACAAGUGCUUAAGAAAGCACUCAAUUGUAUGCCUAAGGAUGAGCCUUCUUUCCCAGCUACUGGCGAAGUGUCUGCCAAGCGCAGUGAUAGCGCUCAAGGUGAUAGAUGCAGCCACGGCGAAGGGUCAGGUCUUGACAGAGAAGAGAACGCGGCGCCGUACCGAACGAUCUUAGUGCCGCGUAGAGAAGUGAUUCCGGUCGAGGAGAUAAGACGGCUGCCGAGAAAAUGCGUGAAGCUCUGA
Molecule: messenger RNA, 570 nt
Organism: Macroventuria anomochaeta
Lineage: Eukaryota; Fungi; Ascomycota; Dothideomycetes; Pleosporales; Didymellaceae
Exons: 1
Coding region: 1-570 (189 amino acids)
Source: RefSeq, a predicted model, not a curated record